AAUAUAAUAUCAUGGUGCGUGCUUCUUCAUCAACUCAUGCAAUGGCAGAGAAGAUUUCUUGGUAUUGUGCUUUGUUGAUGGCGCUAAUGCUAAUUUUAAGCUCCUGUGAAUCAAGUGAUAGUGACUUCAUAGUUAAAGUGAAGCCAAGGAAUAUCAUUAACAAGCGGUGCGAUGAAAUUUAUGUGGUGGGAGAAGGAGAGACUUUGCAUACUAUUAGUGAAAAAUGUGGGGAUCCUUACAUUGUUGAAGAGAAUCCACAUAUCCACGACCCAGAUGAUGUUUUUCCUGGCCUUGUAAUCAAGAUUACUCCUUUCAUCAAUACUUAGACUUCAAUUCUUGCUCUUA
Messenger RNA from Pistacia vera, 345 nucleotides. RefSeq lists its product as uncharacterized. The record is from RefSeq and is a predicted model, not a curated record. Lineage: Eukaryota; Viridiplantae; Streptophyta; Magnoliopsida; Sapindales; Anacardiaceae. The coding region runs from base 12 to 326 and encodes 104 amino acids. The transcript has a single exon.